GUAAUGACGUAAUUUCACAGUCUUAAGCGGUAACUCGUAUUUUGAGCAAUUAAAAAUGUAUUUUCAGUAAAACAACGAUUGAAGCUCAACACUAAAGGAGCAAAUGAGCUAUUACUAAUAAUGUCGGUUCAUUUUUCUGUAAAGGUAAAUGACACCAAUGGAUAUUUUUUGACCUGUACUGCGAUGCCUCCAGUCAUGCCUCGGAUAAGUGAUCCAAACAUCGCCUUUGCCUACCUGCGUCCAGCCUGCGUCCGACUCACCAAAGAGCCCACCGUGACCAACGUGGACACGCUGAGAGGACAGCUGAAGGACAUAAAUGAUGCUACUCUGCAGCAGCUUCAAGAGUACAUUCUCUUUCCUCUUCGGUUUGUCCUGAAAGUCCCUGGAGCUAAAAAGGAGAAGCUGGUGCAGGCUGUGGCAGAGACUCUAGGCUUCAUCCUGGAAAACACAUGUGUCCAGAGCUGGGACACUCUCCACGACCUCUUCUCAGAGCUGUGUCUGUGUCUCUGCUCUCCUGCGGACCCAGGGACGCCUGCAGAGGUGUCUGAGGAGCUGAAGCUGGCUCUGGUCGUGUGCUUGGAUGCUCUGCUCCAUGCUGCUUACGGGGACAUCAUCUUUAGACUCUACGAAUCGAUCAUGCUGCCCGGACUUGGAGCUGCAGUUUCCCUACUGCUGUCCUUGAGUGAAAAAGAGAAGUCUCGAGAUAUACAGAGAGCCGCCUUGAAGUGCAUCCAGACCUUGACGCUGCAGUGUGACUGCACCCAGGAGCACCUGUCUCCGUCUUCUGAAGAGCGAUGUUCUGUGGGAGACACCAUGGCUUCAUUUCUACCUGGGAUUACUACGACUGUUACGAGGAUAAUUACAGGAGAUCUGAGACAAGGCCAUGCAGUUACAGUCCGGGCUAUCAAGCUGUGGUCCACGACUGUGGGGCUGGUCAUGGAAGACGCCCAGCUGUGCUCCAGAAAGUCCCCGCAGCCCGUCUCAGCAGAGCUGGGUAGGAUCGGACAGCUGGUGGUCCACAGAACAACAGACUGGGUGAAAAGCACAGCAGGGAAGCUCUCUGUCCUGCUGAAGAAGAUCGUCUCCUGCACGGCCGCUCAUCUGCACUGGAGGGUGAGACUGGAGAUGGUGGAGCUGGCUGACCACCUGUUGGCCAAAUGCAGCCAGUCCCUUAGGGAGUGUGCGGGGCCGCUGCUGGAGGCUCUGGUGGGAGCAGUCAACGACGAGGAGCCCAGAGUCAGAGAAAGGUGUGAGGCGGCUCUCAAAGAGGUAUCCCAGAGGAGUCAGACCUGCUGCAGCAGCGCUCAAACCUUCUCAGAUGUCCUGUCUGAGAACCUCCACUCUCUAGCCACCUCCCUUCCACGGCUGAUGAGGACCUGUGACGACCAGAGGAAGCUGUUUGUCCUGAAUGCAUUUCUCGGGUACUUAAAAGUUCUGGGACCGCUUGUCUCUGUGGUUCUGAACUCUGCUGCACAUCUGGAGAGGAUUUCUAAAGCACUGAUGCAGGUGUUGGAGUUGGACGUUACGGACGUCCGGAUCGUGGAAGAAAGGAGCUACACUGAUGCAGCAGAGAGCAGCUCCGGCUCGCCUCCCUCCUACGAUGCUCACGUACAAAGGAAGCAUUUUCUCUACUUUACAGAUGAGAAGAUCUUCUGCGCUCUCAUGGAGAUUUGCAGAACAUUAGGUUACUAUGGGAACAUCUACCUUCUGACCGAUCGGUUCCUGGACUUGUACCGGCAGUCUUCGGCGUACAGAAAGCAGGCUGCCAUGGUCCUGAAUGAGAUCAUCAGAGGGGCUGCGGGCAUUUCGGUGGCAGCUCGGGGUGUGGGCGAUGAGGGACACUCCACCUCCAAGGCCGACCUUAAAGCAGCAGCAGUGUCCGUCAUGGAGGAAUACACCAGUCUGAGCAACUGGCACCUGAUCACUGUGAGCGAGGAGACGGACCGGGACCGGCAGGAUCGGCAGCUCCUCAGCCCCUCCGGACUCCUCUCCAUAUCCAUCAAUGCUGCAAACUCCGCCUCCCUCGCUACCCUUCCCGCCUCAUCCUCCUCCCUCACAAUCCACCAGCUCAACAGCAACGUCUGGCAGCUGUGCAUCCAGCUGGAGGGCGUGGCCUGCUGUGCUCAGGCGCUGGGCCACGACUUCCGUCCACUGCUGAUGACCUCACUGUACGCGGUGCUGGAGAAAGCCGGCGAGGAGACGCUGCUGGUGAGCCAAGCCGCGCUGAACUCCAUGGUAGACAUCAGCAAGGCCUGCGGCUACUCCUCCCUGAAGGAGCUGAUCAACCAGAACUCCGAUUAUCUGCUCAAUGACAUCUCGCUGAACCUGCAGAGGCUCAGCCAGCAUCCACAGGCUCCACGAGUGCUGGCAGUAAUGCUGACUCACUCGGACUGCAGCCUGCUGCCGCUGGUCGCAGACGUCGUUCAGGAUGUGCUGACGUCUCUGGAUCUCAGCUACGACCGUUCAGCCGCUCUGUUCUGCUCCGUGCUGCACGCUCUCAUGAAGGCUUUGGUCAGGUGGUUUCCUGCGACGCGUAGCAGAACCAACGUUUCUGCCCGUUCCAAGCGGGCCUCCUCUGAGCAGAAGGACGUUUGCGUCCGCCAGUUCUUGCUUGAGUACAGAAAGCAGAAAGAAUUGGCAGAAGGCAUCGGGAUUGAGGAGGACGAGGACGCUGCAGACCUCGCAGAGGUCCCCCCUCCAUCAGAGUGUGAGGCGGCAGAUGAUGCCGGAGGUCCCGACGUGAAACCUGAACUCCCGUUAUACGUCAGCAUCACCAGAGAUGUCAUGGAGCGCUGCGUCCACCUCAUGUCUGACCCCAACCUCCGCCUCCGACUGAAGGUUCUGGACCUUCUGGAGCUCUGUGUUCUGGUGCUGAGCGAGCGGGAAGACGAGCUGCUGCCGAUGGCUCAUCGCUGCUGGCCGGCCCUCCUUCAGAGGCUCACUGCCGAUGACCCGCUAGCCGUCCUCAGAGCCUUCAGGGUGCUGUGCACUCUGGGAGAAACGUGCGGUGACUUCCUGAGGAGCAGGGUUUCUAAGGAGGUCCUCCCGAAGCUGAGCCGGUCCCUGUCCCAGCAGGCGCCGGUCAGCGCCAAAGCCGGACCCGUCUACACGCACAGCCUGGCCUACAAGCUGCAGCUGGCCGUUCUGCAGGGGCUGGGUGCUCUCUGCCAGAGCCUGGAUCUGGGUGAAGCAGACCUGGAUGCUGUUUGUGAAGCUUGCUUGCCUUACCUGAGCUGCAGACAGCCCAUCAGGCUGCAGGAGGCCGGCCUCAGUGUUUUCCAGCACCUGAUCCAGGUGGAUCCAGACACCUUCUGGUUUACCCUCAACGAGCUGCACUGCCCCUCCCCUUACACCCCCCCACACCCCGACCUUCAUCCCAUUCAGCUGAGCGGGAUGGGCAGACCCAGAGACGAGUUCUCGGACAACGUGCUGAAGCUCCUGACGGGCGAGUUCGGCCCGCCGGCCCUCAGUUAACGGCGAGCAGCUCUCUGGAGAAGGUCAGCCGGUCUUCAGCGGAGAAGAUUCCAGUUUCCUGCGUCAAAACUUAAACGUGCAUCUUCAACUUCUGGUAUUUCUGCGUUUUUUCCAUUUUUAAAAUUCUUCACCAAAAAAACAUCAGGUUAUUUGUGUAAAAACUGUAAGUAGAAACAUUUAGAUCUAAAUGAUUGUAGCUGCUUUCCUCUUGUUUUUUCAGGAAAGCGUGAAAACAAUUUUCCAGUUUUUAAAGAUUCCUAUUUUCUCAUUUUACAUUAAAAAGAAGAGUUUGUGUUCUACCACUUAUGUUUAUGAACGUUUUCUUUUUUAAGCUGAACUUUUUUCAAGUUGUGGAUCUCUUUUUUACAUCUAGUCAGUACAGAAAAGUCAUUUUGAUUUAAAGAUAAAUCCGAAUCUAAAGACGAAUAUGUCCUAUUUUUUCCCUUUUAUUUAUUUUUAACUUGUUUUUGGAGGUUUGGAAAUCAAAUAAAUCAGGGCUUUAGUUUCCAGAGAUUGGAAUCAUUGCAAAACCUCAAUAAAAAAUGUGAUUUUUUUCAU
Oryzias latipes (Japanese medaka) is the source of this 4032-nucleotide messenger RNA. It is a transcript of the gene tti1, whose product is annotated as TELO2 interacting protein 1. Gene Ontology annotation, cellular component: cytoplasm. Lineage: Eukaryota; Metazoa; Chordata; Actinopteri; Beloniformes; Adrianichthyidae. The record is from RefSeq and is a predicted model, not a curated record.